AUGACCAUGUCGAUCCCACGACAGCGCCCUGGGCGUAUCGUUGCCUUGGAGGGUCCUUCGGAAAUCGUUUCUACUCAAUUGCGUCUUCUCCCGGCCUCUCCCCAGAUACUCGUCCUCCCAAGUCUUCGACACUACUUGAGGGACAUCAACCCGGAUGCGCCUUUCGACCCGCGGGAACUCAUCCGCCAAUAUCACGCUGCUUCCCAAACCCGACACACAGAGGCCCUAGAUUUCUUGAGGCCCUCCAUAUCGACAGGCGAGAAGCGGAUUGUCUUCAUGCACGGGGGCACCAUGUCGGCCCAGGUGUCAUGUCUCUCGACCAUCAUGGAGCAUGAGCCGGAUGGUGAUAUCGAGGAAGCCUAUGCCACUUGCAUCCGGCUGGCGAGCAAUGGCGCUGCUAGGCUAUCAUCUGCGAGGCUCUCAGACUACGAAGCCGGUGGCUCGCCUUCGGAAAGCGUGACGAUGGGCGAAGUACUUGAGCCAGCAGUCUUCGAUGGAGCGUGGGGUCGACGGCACGAAUGGGGAGGAUACAUGGAAGACGCUGGAGGCGACACCGUCGAGGAACGCAUCAUUCGCGCCAUGAGAGCUGCAGACGCCCUCGACAAGGAGACCGAGUUUCUCCAGCCGCUCACGCCAGACGUGGAUCUCACAGUUAAGCUGGUCGAUAUCCCACCGUCCAAGAAGCGGCUGAGCUCAACCGUUACUGAGGCUUCCGAAAUUCUUCGGGGGCCCAGACCGCCCUCCCCAAGUGACGGCCAGACGAGGCUCUACGAGGACCCAGUUUCCCGUGUCUCACUCGACGCCACCUCGGCGGAAACACCCGCCUCAGCCGCACCUCGCAAACCUCCUCUGAGGAUCCACAUCCCGUCCUCGACGAUACGCUGGGCAGGCGAUGUGGCACUCGACGGCAGCCGGCCAAACGCCUACCACUCACAGGACCAGGUACCCGGGGUUCCAUCUCACAAAAGAUCACGAACCGCCGAGUCGAACCUGUCGCCUAAGCAGAAACCCGUUGGCCAUGACAGCGUCCAGGAGGAGGUGGUGGUACCAGAGUCACGAAGCGAUCCAUUGCCUUUGAGUGGGGACGGGAAUUCAACUGAGCCGACGGCCUCUCGGCCUCUCGACACAAGAGAGCAGCAGCCUUUCGAGUCGGUUUUGCCGCUUUUGGAGGAUCUCGUCGUCUUCUUCACCCCCGAGACACCCGACAAGCUGCAGAAUUUUGUUUUCAGGCGUCUCAGUGAGGGGUAUAAGACUCCGCGGCAAUCAAUCUCAAUAUCGGCGCCUUUGGUACCCCAUUAUGACGCUUUCCAAGGAACAAGUCGCCUCGAGACAGGCGAUGGCCGGGAAGUUGACCAAGGCCAGUCAGAGGACAGCAAUCCCGGUGCGGUCGUGCCCUGGAUGCGGAAAGACUUGGUUCAUGGCCUACCCACGCCGAACCACUCUCCGAAUCCGCUAGACACCUCGUCCGUAAGCACGCCACUUCUAGAUACGAGGCUCUAUAGUAUCAGCGUCGGACAGGAGACGGCAGCCUCCAUACAGAAUUUCUUGCGGUCAUUCCUCGGCUCCCAGUUCCCGCUACAAGACCGUCGGCUUUCGGCCGCUGACGGCGCCGAGUUUCCAGCAGAAGCUGGCUUAUGGAGAGCUUUGGAGUACGACGGACAGGCCGAGUCCCAUGAUGGCGAAAGAAGGCUCGAUCUGAUCAUGGCCGUCGGGUCCGAGAGCGGGGUGACCAAGAAUCGUUUGUCAGAGGUUAUCGGGCAAAUCGAGAAACUGGGGUUCAAGACCAGCGGGCUGUCGCGAAGCGGGCGGUUAGAUAUCAGAUAUCUCAUCGCCAACGCGAUGCAGGCGUUUACUGCCCAGCCCCUGACCAAGCAAACUCAAAGCAACCCAUUUGCCGACCGCGCCCUGCUCGCCGCGCUAAUCAUCCCUCAUCUCGAAACGUACUUGGCCACUCACCCGGACGUGCGGUUUCUGCUCAUCGAGUAUCCCUCCGAACACCUUCCGACCGUCCUGGCCCUCCAGACGCUCAUUGGGACGGAGAUGAUGAAGGUCGUGGGCAUCAUCGACAGUGAUGUCUCGACCCCUGUACAGCAGUCUUUGUCGAUACCGGACACAAGCCGCCGCGCGAGCGAGGGCUUCCGGUCUCUGAACCGUCGGGGGUCACGCAAGUCGGGCGCCUUCGUCGGGCCCUGCUCCUUCUCCAAAGCCAACUUUCUGCUCGCCUCGUCCGCUACUGGAUUCGAGACUGCUGCUUUUGUCGCCGCGAUUCGCGAGAGCUUGAUCUCCAUAUCGGAUUACUACAUGCCCGAACAUCCACUCUACAAACACCCUGCUCCAGAAUCACCACCGACGAAGUCGUGUCCAAGUCCUUCCGUGAGCACGAAGUCCACCGACAUAAAACCGCACUCCGAAAAGACCUCACUAGUUCCUGGGCCAACCCUCAUCACCCCACCAUCUUCUCCAACGGAAUCGUCGUCGCCGCCUGCGCACCCACCUCAUCACGUCAACCCGCGAAGCAUCCCUCCCCGGUCCUCGUCCUCAGCAGCAGCGUCACCGCCCAGCAGGGGCACCCGUUCCUUCACCGAUAACCCGCCGAUGAGCAGCCACGUGCAGUGGGGGGAGGUCAACUACGCCAUUCCUCCGGUACCCCCAUUGCCCACCACCCACACCCUUCCGCAGACUGUUUACAGUCCCCAUCACCAAAAGAAACACUCCGAUCCCCUUUCACCGCGCGGCAUUGCCCCGCCAUCAACACCAGCACCAGCACCACCACUCACAUCAACGGCGGUGUCCAAUGGCGGUGAGGCAGAUGACAAGUCCCCUGAGCACCUGGAAGCCCCACCAGAGUAUACCGCCACUGCCACUGCCACUGCCACUGUUGCCGCCAACAACGGCGAGGACGACUACUACUACAGCGAGGACGACUCGGAGCCUGACCCGGAAGAGCGCCGGCUGAUGCCGCUGUACCUCCGGCGGCGCGAGGAGAUUGAGAGGGGCCGGAGCAGCAAGGCGAUGCGGUGGUUGGGCCUGGUCUAG
This is a messenger RNA of Chaetomium fimeti, 3036 nucleotides long. RefSeq lists its product as uncharacterized. The coding region runs from base 1 to 3036 and encodes 1011 amino acids. The transcript is spliced from 2 exons. Lineage: Eukaryota; Fungi; Ascomycota; Sordariomycetes; Sordariales; Chaetomiaceae. The record is from RefSeq and is a predicted model, not a curated record.